AGAGACGGGGGCUUAGCUGCGGAAGCUGAACUGAACCCCAGCCAGCGAACCAAGGCGGCGGCGGCGGCGGCGGCGACAUGCAGUUCCUCCGAGGAGGCGGCGGCGGUAGCGGUGGCGGCGGAGCUGGAGGGAUGGCGUGGGAGGUGCUGAAGAGGCACUUCUCGCGGAAGCGGGCGGUGGACGUGCGGCGGAUCAACCCCAAGGUGCCCAAGGAGGAGGCCGUCGCCAUCUCCGGUCGCCUCCUCCAGAUCUUCACCGACCAUGGCCCCCUCACCGUCGGCAACACAUGGAACCACGCCAAGGAUGCUGGUAUCAGUGGCCUGAAUAGCAAGACUCACAUGAAGAUCCUGCUGAAAUGGAUGACGGGGAGAAGGAUCGUGAAGCUGAACUGCGUUGGCACGGGCAACUCAAAGAAGUUCCUGUAUUCCCCGUAUUCUGCAGAUGCAGAUAAAUCCGAAGAAGCAGCAGCAGAAGAGCUGAGUAAGGCUGCUGCUUCACAAGGGGGAAAAGCUACAAAAGGGCAACAGAAGAAACGUGCCACAGCCCUACACUGAUUGUCGCUCAUCACAAUCUUAUUGUUACGCUUCUGGGAUUAUUUUUGUUUUUAAUCUUAGUGGUUAGGCAGGGCGAAAUUCUGUUAAGAUGAUUCCAUCCAAAACUGUGAUGAACCUUUCUCAUUGAUGAUGCAGUUAUGCUGGCAGGCCAGCAUUUUGUUGUAGUAGCACUGUCUGUAUGUUCGCUAAGGAGCAGCAAUAAUUUGAUGAUGCUUCUAUAGUUUGAGCUACGGCUAAUAAGCCCUAGAAGAUAUGAAGCAACUAAGUUAUAUUUAUGUGUAAAACUUUUAUACAUGUGUUAUUGAUGGUUUAGAAGUCAA
This is a messenger RNA of Oryza sativa Japonica Group (Japanese rice), 874 nucleotides long. RefSeq lists its product as uncharacterized. The record is from RefSeq and is a predicted model, not a curated record. NCBI's taxonomy places the organism in Eukaryota, Viridiplantae, Streptophyta, Magnoliopsida, Poales, Poaceae.